Molecule: messenger RNA, 1978 nt
Organism: Engraulis encrasicolus (European anchovy)
Lineage: Eukaryota; Metazoa; Chordata; Actinopteri; Clupeiformes; Engraulidae
Gene: tuba5
Product: tubulin alpha 5
Exons: 10
Coding region: 159-1514 (451 amino acids)
Biological process (GO): mitotic cell cycle; microtubule cytoskeleton organization
Cellular component (GO): microtubule; cytoplasm
Molecular function (GO): structural constituent of cytoskeleton; GTP binding
Source: RefSeq, a predicted model, not a curated record
CGCUCCUCGUCUGACUUUGCUGUGUUGGCAGGAGAUACGUAACGCGUCUCUGAAGUCAACGGAGACAAAGCACAAAAUCUAGGCAGCAAACGCCCAACAGAUAGAUCAUCACCCAUCACCUCUCCAAAGUCCAUCCUCGGAAAAUCUUCAUCGCUAAAAUGCGUGAGUGCAUCAGUGUCCACGUUGGCCAGGCGGGCGUCCAGAUUGGCAAUGCAUGCUGGGAGCUGUACUGCCUGGAGCACGGGAUCCAACCGGACGGCUGCAUGCCCAGCGACAAGGUGCGGGGCGGCGGAGACGACUCCUUCAACACCUUCUUCAGCGAGACGGGCUCCGGGAAACACGUACCCAGGGCGGUCUUUGUGGACCUAGAACCAUCCGUCAUCGAUGAGGUGCGCACGGGGACGUAUCGCGGUCUGUUCCACCCUGAGCAGCUGAUCAACGGCAAAGAGGACGCGGCCAAUAACUACGCGCGCGGGCACUACACCGUUGGCAAGGAGAUCAUCGACAUCGUGCUGGAACGCGUACGCAAACUGACGGACCAGUGUACGGGCCUGCAGGGCUUCCUGAUCUUCCACAGCUUUGGGGGCGGGACCGGAUCCGGCUUCACCUCCCUCCUCAUGGAGAGACUCUCCGUCGACUACGGCAAGAAGUCCAAACUAGAGUUCGCCAUCUACCCCGCACCACAGGUGUCCACGGCGGUGGUGGAGCCCUACAACUCCAUCCUGACCACACACACCACUCUGGAGCACUCGGACUGCGCCUUCAUGGUGGACAACGAGGCCAUCUACGACAUCUGCAGACGCAACCUGGACAUCGAGCGGCCGACAUACACCAACCUCAACAGGCUCAUCGGGCAGAUCGUCUCCUCCAUCACCGCAUCCCUCAGGUUUGACGGAGCGUUGAACGUGGACCUGACGGAGUUCCAGACCAACUUGGUUCCGUACCCGCGUAUCCACUUCCCCCUGGUCACCUACUCGCCCAUCAUCUCGGCGGAGAAGGCGUACCACGAGCAGCUGUCCGUGGCCGAGAUCACCAGCGCAUGCUUCGAACCAGCCAACCAGAUGGUCAAGUGCGACCCGCGCCACGGCAAGUACAUGGCGUGUUGCAUGUUGUAUCGUGGGGAUGUGGUGCCUAAAGACGUGAACGUGGCCAUCGCCAACAUCAAGACCAAACGCUCCAUCCAGUUCGUAGACUGGUGCCCCACCGGCUUCAAGGUGGGCAUCAACUACCAGCCCCCGACGGUGGUGCCCGGUGGUGACCUGGCCAAGGUGCAGCGUGCCGUGUGCAUGUUGAGCAACACCACCGCCAUCGCCGAGGCCUGGGCGCGCCUGGACCACAAGUUCGACCUGAUGUACGCCAAGAGGGCCUUCGUGCACUGGUACGUGGGCGAGGGCAUGGAGGAGGGCGAGUUCUCGGAGGCGCGCGAGGACCUGGCCGCGCUGGAGAAGGACUACGAGGAGGUGGGCGUGGACUCCGCAGAGGGAGACGACGACGAGGAGGGAGAGGAGUACUGAGCCUGAGCCGCCCGCAUCUGAGCCGCAUCCGGCCCACGCCCCAGCCUCAUCUGGGCUGCAUCUCACCUGUCCACUGCCCACCUGGGGCCUGUACUGAGGAACUGACUCAGCAGUAAACCAUGUUACGUUAAGAAGGUAAAUUAUCUAAUAGAAGAGACUAGAAGACUCCAGGCUCUCCUAUUAGAUGAUUUACCUCUCAUCUUGACCUGCUUUACUCCUGAAGCGGCUCCGUACAGUACGGGCCCCUGCUAAAGGGAUCAACUUGUCUGUCUGUCUUUAUUUCUGUGGUUGUCUGUUCUCCUGUCAAUGUGACUCUUUAUGUUUAUGUGUGUUUUUCUGCUGCCUCUUGUCCUCUGUGCCUGUAGUGGUGGUGGUGACUGUGGUGCCUCCUGCCACACCACCGCUGCUGACGGCUGUUAUCAGUGUUUUUACCUUCAUCUGAAUAAAGAUAUCCUUGUUUGCAA